AUGAGACUUCAAUUUGGCGAAAAAAUAUUCCCUUCGUCAAGCGAGAGCGACGAGACCGACCAAUCGGAUAAGUCGAUGCCGGCAAAUGAGCUGGAUGCCUCUAUUACAAAAGAGCCAAAACUAAUAAUGUCUCCGCAGUUCGUGUUCAAGCCAGCAAAAGGUCAGUGGAUUGCUUUUGACGUUGACGAUUGCUCUCGAGGUUCACUUCGACAACGAGACCUACUGUUUCGCUCAUCUUUAUCUCAGCAGCUCGUUGGAUUAACUCAAAGAACUGGAACUGUUACGGUUGAAGCACUUCAUUCGCAGAAGCAACGAACUGUGUGGAAUGUUGGAAUGUGGAAAAUCUGUGCUUGGAGAGCUGUUUGGCUUGGAGCUUGGAGAGCUGAGCUG
Mesorhabditis belari is the source of this 390-nucleotide messenger RNA. NCBI's taxonomy places the organism in Eukaryota, Metazoa, Nematoda, Chromadorea, Rhabditida, Rhabditidae. The record is from the annotation of a GenBank genome assembly.